This is a messenger RNA of Asparagus officinalis (garden asparagus), 619 nucleotides long. RefSeq names its product G-type lectin S-receptor-like serine/threonine-protein kinase At2g19130. The coding region runs from base 14 to 619 and encodes 201 amino acids. Lineage: Eukaryota; Viridiplantae; Streptophyta; Magnoliopsida; Asparagales; Asparagaceae. The record is from RefSeq and is a predicted model, not a curated record. The transcript has a single exon.
UCUCAAUUCUCUGAUGUCUCCUCAUCUCUACAUCUCUCUUGUUCUCUUCAGCUUUUUCUUCUUUAAUCAUAUUUCCUCUGCUUCAGACUCCAUCACCGUCAAAGACUCUCUCUCUGGAGAUACCAAGCUGAUCUCUAAUGGAGGAAAAUUUGAGCUGGGUUUCUUCAGACCAGGUAAAUCCCCUUACUACUACAUAGGGAUCUGGUACAGCCUCGACAGGGUCUCUCAGCUCACCCCAGUUUGGGUUGCGAACAGAGCAACCCCAAUCUCUGAUCACACCCAAAUAGAGCUCAAAAUCUCCACCAAUGGCAAUCUAGUCCUCUCAAACCAUUCAAACCCCUUGAUUUGGUCCACAAACAUCACCACGACCUCUAAAUCCACCAUUGCUGUGCUUCUUGAUAGUGGAAAUCUUGUUUUGAGGGAUGGGUCAAAUCCCAAUUUAACUUUGUGGCAGAGUAUUGAUCACCCAACUCACACGUGGCUCCCUGGAGGCAAACUGGGGCUAAAUAAAGUCACUGGGGAGCUUCAGCGUUUGAUUUCUUGGAAAACCCAAGAUGAUCCUUCUCCUGGGAUCUUCUCUCUUGAGAUUGACCCAAAGGGGUCCAGCCCAAGGAUUUGA